Molecule: messenger RNA, 719 nt
Organism: Mugil cephalus (flathead mullet)
Lineage: Eukaryota; Metazoa; Chordata; Actinopteri; Mugiliformes; Mugilidae
Exons: 4
Coding region: 75-713 (212 amino acids)
Biological process (GO): negative regulation of T cell proliferation; cell surface receptor signaling pathway; cellular response to lipopolysaccharide
Cellular component (GO): external side of plasma membrane
Source: RefSeq, a predicted model, not a curated record
CCAUCACAACCUGGUCUGGAACUUUAAGACUGUGCAGUGCAUCAGUGACAUUUCUUCAACAGAGAAAACUGAAAAUGGAGAAGAUGAUCUGCGGGAUCCUGCUGCUCAUCAUCCUCAACUCAUGUGUCUGUGCAGCAACAUUUGAAGUGAAUGUGACACAGAGCUCCUAUCAGGCAGAGGAGAACCACCACAUCACACUGGAGUGGACCUUCACCACCAAACCUGACUCUUCAUACAAAUAUCUGUUCAUUGUCUGUAGCUUCUUCAUCAAACAUCAAGAGAAAGAGUUGACUCUGUAUCAUGUACAUGAAGGUGUUGAGGUGUCAGAGUCUCAGGAUGAACGGUUUUCAGGACGAGUCCAGGGAGACAAAGACGUCCUCAGAGAAGGACGAAUCAGACUCCACGUGUCCAGACUCAGGAUUAAUGACUCUGGUCUGUACCAGUGUGAAGUCACCACAGAUUAUGGCUCCAGAUCUGGUAGAUGUGAACUCAACGUCACUGCUGCUGAUCAGCCUCAGACUCAGAGACCAACGUUGAGUCCAGAACCAGAUGAUGGAAGGAGGAGGACAUAUCAUGAACUGAUAGCAUCAACAGCAGCAGCGCUACUGCUGUGUCUCUGUUUUAUAAGUUUGUUUGCUCUGGGAUUUGAAGAAAACAGAAAGAGACUAAGCAAAAUGUUGAUGUGUCGGAAACGUCUCAUCAAAACCAAAUGAACCCUG